Telopea speciosissima is the source of this 1617-nucleotide messenger RNA. RefSeq names its product cytochrome P450 89A2-like. NCBI's taxonomy places the organism in Eukaryota, Viridiplantae, Streptophyta, Magnoliopsida, Proteales, Proteaceae. Gene Ontology annotation, cellular component: membrane. The record is from RefSeq and is a predicted model, not a curated record. Bases 35 to 1597 code for a protein of 520 amino acids. Gene Ontology annotation, molecular function: heme binding; oxidoreductase activity, acting on paired donors, with incorporation or reduction of molecular oxygen, NAD(P)H as one donor, and incorporation of one atom of oxygen; iron ion binding. The transcript has 2 exons.
CAGGUGUUAUCUCUUUAUCUGGUAGCUCUCUUUAAUGGAGUUCUGGAUCAUCUUUCUCUCCCUCUGCAUCUGCUUUGUGCUCAAGUUGCUUCUCAAUCUCAUCCUACAAAAGACAUACAACAAAAGAGAACACAAAGUACUCCCACUCCCACCUGGACCCUCUACUUUUCCCAUAAUAGGAAAUUUCUUUUGGUUGCGUAAAACCUUCUUUGAUCUUGAGCCAAUCCUCAGAGAACUGCAUGCUAAGUAUGGCCCAAUUGUUAGUCUUCAUAUUGGUUCCCAAAGAGCCAUCUACAUAAGAACGCAUGCUCUUGCCCAUGAAGCACUAGUCAAGAAUGGAGCUAUCUUUGCUAGUCGAUCUCCGGUCAGCGGCGGAGAUCGCCAUAUACAUCGAUUCAACAUCAACUCAUCGCCAUAUAGCCCGAUAUGGAGGCUUCUCCGCCGCAACCUUACAACGGAGAUGCUCCACCCUUCUCGUUUGAAGUCUUAUUCCCAUGCCCGGAAAUGGGUUUUGCAGGUACUAAUCAACAAGCUAAAAGCCGAAUCACAAUCCGGAAAUGUUGUUCCUGUGAUGAAUCACAUCCAAUAUGCAAUGUUUUGCCUACUAGUGUUCAUGUGCUUUGGUAAAAAACUUGAUGAGAAGGAAGUUAGAGAGAUCAAAGCCGUCCAAGACACCCUCAUUGGAAAUCGUACUAGGUUCAAUGUUCUCAAUUUCUUGCCUUCGUUGUUGUCGAGGGUUUUUUUCCAAAAGCUGUGGAAUGAACUCCAAGUGAUCCUACGUAAACAAGAAAAUCUUUUCAUCCCUCUCAUUAGAGCUCGUGAAGAAAGACGAAACAACCCAAAUUCAAACCCAGAAGAGGAAGAGGAAGAGGAAGAUUUUGUAAACUCAUUUGUUGAUACAUUGCCCUAUCUAAAGCUCCCAGACAAUGGAAGAAAGCUCAGUGAAAUUGAAAUGGUGGGUUUAUGUUCAGAGUUUCUUAUUGCAGGCACAGACACAACAUCCGCUGCAUUGCAGUGGUUAUUGGCCAAUUUAGUGAAACACCAGCAUAUACAGUCAAAGCUGGCUAAAGAAAUUGAGGGAGUAGUGGGGAAAGGAGAGGAGAUCAAUGAGGAGGAUUUGCAGAAGAUGCCGUUUCUGAAGGCGGUGGUGCUCGAGGGCCUACGGCGACACCCGCCGGCGCAUUUCUUGUUACCACAUGCAGUCACAGAAGAUACAACAUUGAAUGGUUAUCUCAUACCAAAGAAUGCUACAACUGUGAAUGUAACAGUAGCAGAGAUUGGUAGAGACCCAUAUGCUUGGGAGGAUCCAAUGGAGUUCAGGCCAGAGAGGUUUUUGAGUAGUGUUAAAGGGGAAGAAGUGAUUGAUAUAACAGGGCAGAAGGAGAUUAAAAUGAUGCCAUUUGGUGCAGGGAGAAGGAUUUGCCCUGGUCUUGGUUUAGCAAUGCUUCAUAUGGAGUAUUUUCUGGCUAAUUUGGUUAGGGACUUUGAAUGGAAGGCUAGAGAUGGAAAUGAUGAUGUUGAUUUAUCAGAGAAGCUACAUUUUACGGUUGUCAUGAAGAAUCCACUUCAAGCCCUUAGCUAUUCAAGGAUAAAGUAGGUUUACCUUAAUCUGAUCAU